UUGACAACUGACGUCCAAUCGCAAUCGGAGGAAUAAUCAAAAUUUGAACUGUUGCCGGUUAAUCAGUUAGAAUUUUACAAACAACAAGGCUUAAAACAUAAAAAUGUCGAUAUUUCAAGGGUUUCCUGACUUACCAAGUCCGAAUGAAACUGCUUACUGUAAAAUAAAUGAAGUAUAUUGCUGUGCAAACAACCGAUAUGGAAAUGUAUCAACAUUCACUAAUACGGUAAACAAUCACCCUAAAAUAAACGUCACAAGGGACCUGCACUAUCACAGAUUAUCGGACGAAAAUGUAUCAAUGUACAUAAACGUUGAAGACACAUUUCUCAAGAAAAUAUCAAGUGUUUGGUACAACCAGGGUUUUCUAGAAGCUCUGAGUAUUGCCGCAGAUCCGACCACAAACCGUGACAAUAAAAUCGUAGCUGUAACUGCGUCAUAUGCAUUAAAAAUCGCGAACAUCUUUUCUACUUUUAGAUACUUCUUACAACCUCAUUUGAAGGAUAUAGGGCCUAAGAUUGUGUCGAAAUAUUCGAGAACUCGCAAUUGGGGUAGUUCUCCUGUGAAAUGUAUGGCAUGGCACCCGCAUACCACGAAAAUUGCUAUAGCAACCGCAGAUGAUGGUGUCAGAGUGUAUAGUUCUGAUGUGUCCUUUGUGUCGACUUUGAAGUGUAAAUCACAGUGUCAUGUAUCAUCAUUGAGCUGGAGACCGUAUUCAGUGUCAGAAAUAGCAGUUGGUUGUGAGCAGGGAGUGAUUGUAUGGACAGUGGACCCUAAUUCUAUGUUUACUAAACCGUCUUCGAGCAAUGCUGUUGUGUUGAAAAGAUCAGGUCACAGUCCAGUCACCGAUGUGAGCUGGUCUCCAAAUGGCGACCUCCUCAUCAGCUGCUGCGGCGCAGACACCUCCAUGCUAAUCUGGGACGUUGCCAUGGAAACCGCAGUACCGUUACGAAGGGUGGCUGGUGGUGGAAUUGUGUUUGCAAGAUGGUCGCUCAAUGCAAGCAAGAUAUUUGCCGCUACAUCAUCUAUUAUAUUUAGGGUAUGGGAUACAAAGACAUGGACGCCAGAGCGCUGGUGCGCGCGAGGUUGCCGCGUGGUCGCUGCGUGCUGGGGGCCGCAGGACGUCGUGCUGUUUGCCGCUAAGGGAGAGCCUAUUGUAUAUGCUUUGAGGAACACUGGCUUGUUGAAUGGAGCAAAAGACAGCAAAGCACAGCCAGUGCUUGAUGUAACAAAAGUGGAAUUGCCCUCCGGUGAUUCUGUUGGGGGCCCCAUACUAGAUAUGUGCUGGGAUCCCACAGGAAAAUAUCUGGUCUUACAGUUUGAAGAGUCCCACAUUAUAGCUGUGUUCUGCACUACACAGAUGAUGAUGCAGCUCAAUGUUACUCCUUGUUGCUUAAUAAACGGCAUAGACAACGAAGUGCCAUCGACCAUCGCGUUCCAACAGAAUUUCAAAGAUGGCGCCUGUCUCACUAUAGCGUGGUCGAGCGGCAGAGUACAACACUUUCCUAUAGUUUAUACGGACUCUUAUUGAUUAAAUUAAAGAUGGAAAAUGGACCUAAUGAGUGGAUUUUUAUUUGUAUCGGGUGUAAAAUCCUCAUGUUUGUGUUUUUUGUGAGAAAAAAUGGUAAAAAGUUUAAAAAAAAAUUGUCGCGCAAAUUACUGGAAUAGAUAAUUUUGUAUUUAUUUGUAAUCUUAUUUAUUUAUUAAUUAAAAGUUCAUUUGAGAUAACUAUUCAUUUAAAACAAAAUUUCUGAAUGUUUCUGUUUAUCUGUAUUAAUUUGAUAUUUUGUAUCUGUGACUCUCGUUUUUUAUUGAAGAUUUUACUGUAAUAUUAAGUAUAAUUUUUUAAUAAAAACGUAUUUUUUGUAUGUGACUUGAAUUAAUAAAAAAAAAACUGGUCACUGGGCCACCUACAAAUGUUUGAAGGCAGGUUUGAUAUUAAUAUUUUUAUUGUUGAUUGUUUAACUAAAUUUAUUUUUGAACUUCUUAAGGCGCGUUGACAGUAAAAUUUCAAGAUCGCGUCAUGGCAUAACUGCCACGUCAUGGAGUAAGGCGACGAUUUUGGUAUCUGAAUCUUGCCAAAGAAGUUUCACUUCUGACACGUGUGCUGGGCACAAAUGCUCUUUUAUGGUAUGUGGAGUGAAAACGAAUAUUUUCUUGUGAAUCAAACAAUUGUAUAAUGUGAAAGAUUUUGUAUAUUUUUGUAAGAUUCAAUAAUAUUUAGUUAUGUUGAAAGAAAUAAAUGGACUGAUACAAUACUC
Colias croceus (clouded yellow) is the source of this 2258-nucleotide messenger RNA. Its product is annotated as aladin-like. The record is from RefSeq and is a predicted model, not a curated record. Bases 104 to 1528 code for a protein of 474 amino acids. Gene Ontology annotation, biological process: nucleocytoplasmic transport. The transcript has 6 exons. Gene Ontology annotation, cellular component: nuclear pore. Gene Ontology annotation, molecular function: protein binding. NCBI's taxonomy places the organism in Eukaryota, Metazoa, Arthropoda, Insecta, Lepidoptera, Pieridae.